AUGAGUAAUGAAGCAGUGGCAGGAUUUAUAGUUACAAAAACUAUUUAAUAGAAUCCUUUGAGAUAUUAUGAUGCUAAUUUUAAUGAUUAUAGAGAUAAAAACAUGAUUAUGUAUAUUUAGAAAAAAUAUGCAGAUCUAAAAAGUAAAGUUUUAAUUUCCUGUAGAACGAACUGGAGUUAAAAUUUUACCAAAACAAACCUUUGCUAAUACUUAAUUAUAAGUGAAAUUAAAAGCUUAAGAAGGCAAUAAGGAUUAUCAAACAAAUUAUGAAUUAUAACCUGAAGUUGUAGAAAUUAUGUAAAGAGUUCUUGAUAAAGAAUAAUUAGAAAAUUUAUUAAAUUUUUAGGUGGUUCCUAAAAGAUCAAAAAAUUGGAAGAAAAAACCUAUAUCUGUUUAAUAAAAAUUAGCUAUGAUGAUGAAUGAUAAAAUAGAAUAAGCUUAAUUAGAUGAUCUUUAUAAAUGUUAUAAAAGAUAAAAUCUAAAACAAAAUGUAUUUAUUUAAAUGAAAUUUAGCUUAAAGAAGUAAAGACAUAAAUGAAAAACACAAAAGAUACAAAUAAAAAUAUUGGAAAACAUAAAGGAUAUUAGAAUAUUGAAUUAGAAGAUUAAGAAUAAGUUAAUUUUUUUAUGAAAAAACUUUGUGAAGAUUAAAAUAUGAAUGCUUGCACAGUUUUAGAUAUUUAAAAUAGUAAAUUUGAAGUUUAAUUGUAAUUUUAGAUGAAUUAACAUUUAAAGAAGAUUAAUGGGAUGAAAUGGAAAGAUGGAGAAACAUAGUAUAAAAAAGAAUUACAUAAGAAUAAUUAUUAGAAAUAAUGCGUGAAGAAGAAUUAAAACAAAAUAAAUAGCUAGUCAAAAUUUUCAAAGAAACUAGGAUAGAUUAAUUUGAUCCAGACUUUUUUAAAAGUAAAGUUAAAAUGACAACAAUGAAAAGAGUUAAUUAAGCAUAAGAUUCAUAAUAUCAUAAGUUUUUUGUUUCUACUGAAACUUAAGCUAAUGGUUUAACUCCAGAAGAUUUUAGAAGAAAAAAUCAAUAAUAUUAAACUACAAAAAGCCAUUUUAUGGAGAAUUUAAGUAAAGUCUCAAGAACUACAAGACCAUAGACUAGUGUUAGUAGAACACUAAAAACUUAGACAAGUGUAAAAACAGAAAUAGAAUUUAAUAAAUUCUUAAAGUAAUGUGAUGUGGUUGAGAAUAAUUUUAAAAAAGAAAAACAUUUAUUAAAAUAGAAGUUUAGUUCUCUUGAUAAUAUAAUGGAAAAAGCUAGUCAAUAUUUAUCAAUGGAUAAACCUUAAUUUGAGAGAGAACCUAAUUAAGAUUUUGAGAAGUUUAAAAGACAAAGAUUAUUUAAAAAGAAAUUUGUGACUUAUUUAAUUGACAAAGUAGAAAAACAAUCUGAUUUAUUGAGUGAAAAAAUAAAAUAAUCUACAUCAAAGUAGUUUAUUGAAAGAAUUCUAUCAGAAGAAUAAUGA
Paramecium pentaurelia is the source of this 1469-nucleotide messenger RNA. NCBI's taxonomy places the organism in Eukaryota, Ciliophora, Oligohymenophorea, Peniculida, Parameciidae. The record is from the annotation of a GenBank genome assembly.